This is a messenger RNA of Anopheles arabiensis, 1789 nucleotides long. RefSeq names its product forkhead box protein K2-like. Lineage: Eukaryota; Metazoa; Arthropoda; Insecta; Diptera; Culicidae. Bases 173 to 1549 code for a protein of 458 amino acids. The transcript has 2 exons. Gene Ontology annotation, biological process: regulation of transcription by RNA polymerase II. Gene Ontology annotation, molecular function: protein binding; DNA-binding transcription factor activity, RNA polymerase II-specific; RNA polymerase II cis-regulatory region sequence-specific DNA binding. The record is from RefSeq and is a predicted model, not a curated record.
UCCAACAGCGCACUUUGAUCCGUUGCCCCCGUGAAAGCGUUGUGUUCUCUGGAAAACCGUUCUUUUUGCAAUUCGCUUGUGUCGUGUUUGUGUCGUCCCUACAUGCUGGUAUUGUAAUUCUUCCAUUAGCAGCAUUAUACAAGUCUCGGUCGUUGCAGCACUGUACCGUACGAUGUCUACUACCAACCAGAUCUAUCCGAACAAUGAGCUUCCGGUGCCAGUUCCAUACAACAAUCAGUAUGCUCCAUCCUUCCCGUUCGGAAUAGUGGCCAAUAGUAGCGCAAACGCCUACCAACCUUCCAAUACGGUCAUCAUGUCCCCCAUGUAUGCGGUCUUCGCGCGUCUAAUCUGCGGAGACCAGAAUGUGCUUAUCAUCGGGCACAGGGUGGUCGUUGGACGCGCCCGCCGGAACAAUGCCGUGGAUUUCCAGGUAGCCAGGGAUAAGUUGAUUUCGCGGAAACACUUUAUUCUGCAUUACUCCAAUGGCGUAUUCGCGUUGGAGGUGUUAAGCAAGAACGGGGUUUACCUGGAUAAGCUUUUUCUGCCACAGAGCGACCUGUCGUACAUGGUGCCGAAAAGUUGCGUCUUUAAAUUUCCGAGCACGAGUACGACCGUGUUUUUCGAGAAUCUUGUUGAGAGCGCGGCAAACGAUGGUGUUGUAAUGGUUAUGAACGGGCCUACGGCACCGAGCGCUGAAGCGGUGGAUUUGAGCUGUAACAUACAGCAUACUGAGGAUGCCAGCGUCAACGAUGUGGUGCCUCAGGAUAAUGCAAUUGGUAGUGAACACGUGGAUAAUAAUCAGACUAUCGGCUCCGAUAUAAUGACUCCGAUUGAUAAGCUUUUGCUUGCUGCUAACGUCAAAUCGGAACCACCGGCCGGCAAUUCGAAGGAAGUGGAUAUCCCGGACGUCCCAUUGGAUUGUACCGGUAGCGGUUCGCCUAUCAUCUCCGAAGAGCAUCAGCUAGAAGCCCCUCCGGAUGCGUCCGAGAACGAAUCAUCAGCCUCUUACGUGCCGACUGAAUCGAUCGAAAUUGUCAAGCCACCGUACAGCUAUGCGCAGCUGAUCAUCCAAGCCAUCACAGCCUCACCGCAGCAGCAGUGCACGCUGCCGGAAAUCUACGCCUACCUGCGCGCAAACUAUCCCUUCUUUCGGCAGCACCGUCAGGAUGGGUGGCAGAAUUCGAUCCGCCACAAUUUGAGCCUGAAUCGGUACUUCAUCAAGGUGCCGCGCAUGACCGAUGUGGCAGCGAAAGGUUGCUACUGGCGCAUCGAUCCGACCUGCUACGCAGCGCUCAAGAAGAAACGCUUCCAGAAGCGCUUGCAAUGGCGCAUUCGGGCCGCAAAGGCGGAGUGCCGUUCGGCACCAGUGUCUCCGUACACUAGCGACGAUUCGAACGGUGAGCCGGCGCUGCUGCCCGUAUCAGCACCGGCGUCACCGGCGCAAACGAGUGGCACCGCGCAGGACAACGGCUACAAGCAGUAUGUACGCACGUGGCGUAAUUUUGCUGUAAGAGAUAGAGCAUCGGUCGGAAAACGCCUUCAGAUGUAAAUGCAACGGGGAGCAAAUCAUUUGAGGUUUUGAUGGAAUCUGAUUUCUCUAUUUCCCAUUUCCCAUCAAUUGAAUUCAUUUUCUCUAUUUUUUUUCAUUUGUCAUCAAUUAUUUCGUUUGUUUCUGGUUGUAGCAUCGGUGUGAGUUGCUGCUCAUUCAAACGUCGCGUUCCUUCAAUAAAACCGAUCUGUUUUUGUGUGCGUUCUUGUCAACUCUAUGUUGAAGAAUAAUAAUUUAAUA